Molecule: messenger RNA, 345 nt
Organism: Eruca vesicaria subsp. sativa (arugula)
Lineage: Eukaryota; Viridiplantae; Streptophyta; Magnoliopsida; Brassicales; Brassicaceae
Source: the annotation of a GenBank genome assembly
AUGUCUUUGAUCUCUAGCAGUUUGUAUCAAAAAUCAAUAGCUGUUGUUGUUGUUGUGUUCUGGUCAAGUAAUCAUCAAGAUGGAACACCCUUUUUGCUUAAAGAGAUAAAAGGGUUUAGUUAUCAAGAACAUGUGAAUGGUUUUAGCUUUGGUUUCAGUUUGAUCUCUGAUGACAUGCUUAACUCCUCUUCAUCAUCCGAGCUUAUGAACUUCGACUCUUUCGUCACAUGGUGUGACAACCCCUCUGAGACUGAUACCUUGUUCGCCCAGUAUGGUCUAACGACCUCCCAACCUAUGCCCUUUGGAGCCACCACUUCAUCUCAUGCAGCUGAGCUGAGAAGUUAA